UGUCUUUGUAUAGUUCCAUAUAAACAAAACAAAUGGAGGUCAGAAAUAAAACCGGUAGAUUUUGUACUACAUUAAACUCUAUUCCUGGAAACAUACAGUUAUAAAAUUUUCUGCAUCUUUUCCUGAUAAAAUUAAUGUGAAUUCAUAACUGCAUUAAUUUAAAAUGAGUCUCAAAAACAGUCUUAUUGUACUUUGGGUGUACAUAAUGUAUGUUUUAGGCAUUUGGUUCUUUUUAUCAGGGUUUCUACUGAAAAGAAUAGUUAUUCAUCAACAUAGCAAACUUCCUACCAAUUUAGGAGUUGACAUCAACUGCAAGAAUCUCACUUCAUUAAGGGCAGUUGCGUCAGCAUCUGAGAAAUCAAUGAUUUACAACGAAACUCAUCUGCAACGAUUCAAUAAAACCGUGAUUCUUGUCAUCGAUGCUCUGCGAUAUGACUUUGCUUUUCGUGAAUCUGGUUCUAUGCAUAAUGAAUUUUACUCUGACAAAAUGCCAAUUUUUAAAAAACUCCUUCAGAAUGAAAAAGGUCAUGCUAUGAUUUUCCGAACCAUGGCAGACCCUCCCACAACAACUCUGCAAAGGUUGGCAGGUUUGACGACAGGAAGCCUCCCUACAUUUGUUGACAUUUGUUUUAAUUUUGCUAGUUCUGAAAUAAAAGAGGACAACCUCAUUAGCCAGAUGAAGGCUCAUGGAAAGAAAAUAACAUUCAUGGGUGAUGAUACAUGGGAAAAUAUUUUUCCCAAUCAUUUUGACGUCUCUCACCCAUAUCCAUCCUUUAAUGUUAAGGACUUGGAUACAGUGGAUGAAGGAAUCUUGAAACACCUCUACAAGGAAAUAGAGAGUGAUGAUUCUGAUGUGAUCAUUGCACACUUCUUAGGUGUUGACCAUUGUGGACAUCGUUAUGGACCAACUCAUCCAGAAAUGAGCCGGAAGCUACGCCAGAUGAAUAAAGUUGUUGAGCUAGUUGCGAAGAAGAUUAAGCAAGAUGCAAUUUUGCUAGUUUUAGGAGAUCAUGGAAUGACUCAGAGUGGUGACCAUGGUGGUGAUAGUCUUCAAGAGAUAACAACUGCUUUGUUUUUAUACAGUCCGUCUUACUUGGGAGAUUUUAACAUGAAUGAUGAUGUGCCAACUAUUCAACAAGUGGACAUAGUACCCACCCUCUCUCUGUUAUUGGGCAUUCCUAUACCGUAUUCCAACAUAGGCUCUGCAAUAAGUCAAGUAUUUACACUGAACUUUAAUUUUACAUGCUUUCAUCCUAAACUGGAUUCACUGUUGGGAAAAGCUCUAGCAGGAACAGAAAAUAUUUUACAAGUGCAAAAGUAUGUGCAUACCUACAGUAAAGUUUCAGAAGAAAUGACAAAUUAUUUUCUUACCCAUCUCAAUGAUAAAACAAAUGAAAUCUUACAAGUAUGGAAUAAUAUAACCAAUGAUGUACCUGAAAGUGCUAAAAUUCUUAUUGAUAUUUCUGUAAAGUGCAAAGAACUUUUGCAACACAUUAGACAGACAUGUGAAGAAAAAUGGGCCACAUUCCAUCUCCAGAAUAUGAGUGCCGGCUUUAUCGUGUUGUUUUUUGUUUUUUAUCAAACGCUAGAACUCUCUGAAAAAGCUUAUUACAGUUUCAAACUACUUGCCGUUUAUGGCAUAUUGGCAUUUUUAAUGAUAGUAAUUGUUUAUUUGUUUAAAACUGUCGAUUAUUAUUUUAUUCCUUGUGUGUUUCUGUUUAUGAAAUGUUAUAGAGUGUUGAUAAAAUUUUCUACGGAUGCUGAAUUUGUAUCUAAUGUGAAAGUGACUAGCAUUCCAGCUGCAUGUGUGGUCAUGUUCUUUAUAAUGAGUUUUUCCAAUAGUUUUGUUGUAAAUGAAGAUUCAGCUGUCAUGUAUAUUCUCCAAUCCAUCAUAAUCUAUCGAUUUUUCCCACUAGUGGCAGAAUUUACCAGAACAUGCGUUACUCUGUUCUUCUGCAGAGGUAAAACUGCUAAAAAAAGUCCAAAAUGGAAUUGGAAAAUGUGUAUAGCACCUACAGUUUUAUUUCUCCUCAUACUGACCAUAAAAUUGGGUUCUGUUUUCUUCAAGUGUCGUGAAGAGCAAGUUCAUUGUGAAAAUUCUAUAUUGACACUAUCUUUGGAAAAGCUCCAUGACAAUGAAACAUUUAAAGUAAUGAGACUUGUGAUUUCAUGGAUAUCAGUUAUUUCACCUUCUGUGAUAUUUUUUACUAUUUUAAAAUAUAAAUACUCCAACUUUAAAAGACCACAAACAGUGUCUGCCAUUGCCAUGAACUAUGGAUCUUGUUUUGUUUGUAUAGUGCUAUGUUUGAGAUGGUGGCUAAACAUUCUUCCUUCGAGUGUCGUUGACAGAGUUUUGAAAGGAAAUGAGGUCUUUCUAGAUCGCAGUGCUUUUCUUAUCUCCCUCAUCAUGUGCGUCCUCACUACUCUAUACCCAUUCCUGUGUGAGCAACCAUGGCAGUUAAAAUCAAAAGAGAUCUACCAUUGCAGUUUCUUGUCUUUGUUGUUGUGCAUUGUGCAGUUGUUGCAACUAGUGGCUGGAGAUGCUUUAUCCUCUGCCAUCACUUUAAUGAGCUUAUCCACUUUAUUCUACAUCAUUCUAGUGAAUGCCUCACCUGACUCAGAAAACUGGAUUUGGACAGAUACCAUUAUUUGCUUUUUCUUAUCCCGGUUUUGGUUUUAUGCAAGUGCACAACAAUCUACAAUCACAACUAUUUCGUGGGAGCCUGCAUUUCUCUUUACUCACAAAGAAAUUUACAGCUAUAUUUUAUCCGGUGCUUUAGUGACUGUGAAUACCUUUUCAUCGUACAUCUUUCAUGGAUUGAUGCUUCCGCUUCUUUUAACCUGCACAGAAUCAUCCAUCUUUACCUCUGCCUCUCUGUUAAGGCUACAUAUGAGAUAUAUAUUUUUGUUUGGUUUUAAACUGAUAGGAACUGUGUGGGCUGCUUUUAUCCUUCGUCGUCACUUGAUGGUUUGGAAGAUAUUUUCUCCAAAGCUUAUCUUUGAAGUCAUCACAUUAUUUAUCUCUAUGAUAUCUGUUGCUAUUGGACAUCUUUUCCUGAAGAAAGUUGCAUCACAUUAUCACAGACUUAUUAGAUUGAAUCUCAGCCAUGUUUUUGAAUCAAAAGAUCAGUGAGAGAGACAUCAAAAGAUGUGUUCCACUAUGCACAAAAUAAAAAACAAGUCUCCCAAAGAA
Parasteatoda tepidariorum (common house spider) is the source of this 3193-nucleotide messenger RNA. RefSeq names its product GPI ethanolamine phosphate transferase 3, catalytic subunit. Gene Ontology annotation, biological process: GPI anchor biosynthetic process. Gene Ontology annotation, cellular component: endoplasmic reticulum membrane. The record is from RefSeq and is a predicted model, not a curated record. Gene Ontology annotation, molecular function: mannose-ethanolamine phosphotransferase activity. NCBI's taxonomy places the organism in Eukaryota, Metazoa, Arthropoda, Arachnida, Araneae, Theridiidae.